GUGACGGAAUGUUCGAAAAUUAUCGAAACAUGGCAGUACCGACCAGCAGAGCUGUGGUUUUUGUUACUGGUAACGCGAAAAAAUUAGAAGAGGUAGUUCAAAUCCUUGGUGACAAGUUUCCUUAUAAACUAAUUUCCAAGAAGAUUGACUUGCCUGAAUAUCAGGGGGAACCAGAUGAUAUUUCUAUACAAAAGUGUCAGGAAGCAUCAAGGCAGGUGGAUGGGCCAGUGCUGGUAGAAGACACCUGUCUAUGUUUCAGGGCACUCGAAGGAUUACCAGGACCUUACAUAAAAUGGUUCCUGGAUAAACUUAAACCGGAGGGACUGCAUAAAUUGCUGACAGGUUUUGAGGAUAAGUCAGCCUGGGCUCUGUGUACAUUUGCCUUCUGUGCUGGGAAAGAUGAGCCAGUUCAGCUUUUUAGAGGAAUAACCGAGGGCUGCAUUGUUGAGCCCAGAGGCCCGAGAGAUUUUGGGUGGGAUCCUUGUUUUCAGCCUGAUGGCUAUGACAAAACGUAUGCUGAGCUACCUAAAGAUGUGAAGAACAGCAUCUCUCAUCGAUACCGAGCCCUGGCAGCUUUAUCUGAGCACUUUAACCAGCUAAACGAUGCACCAGACACAAAGCGCACAAAACAUCAAGACUGAGUAAGCAGCCAAUCAUUAGAAACAGGCACUGGGUCUUUUAAAUGCACCAAUGUGUGUCAUAAACGGUUUAGAAUAUACUCUGUCCUCUUGGUCUUUUAAAAUAAAUGCUUUGUUUAUAAAUA
This is a messenger RNA of Triplophysa dalaica, 763 nucleotides long. RefSeq names its product inosine triphosphatase (nucleoside triphosphate pyrophosphatase) (gene itpa). The coding region runs from base 9 to 641 and encodes 210 amino acids. The record is from RefSeq and is a predicted model, not a curated record. The transcript is spliced from 8 exons. Gene Ontology annotation, cellular component: cytoplasm. Gene Ontology annotation, molecular function: nucleoside triphosphate diphosphatase activity. Gene Ontology annotation, biological process: nucleoside triphosphate catabolic process. NCBI's taxonomy places the organism in Eukaryota, Metazoa, Chordata, Actinopteri, Cypriniformes, Nemacheilidae.